Pangasianodon hypophthalmus (striped catfish) is the source of this 3494-nucleotide messenger RNA. RefSeq names its product forkhead box J1b (gene foxj1b). Gene Ontology annotation, biological process: regulation of DNA-templated transcription. The transcript is spliced from 3 exons. Bases 1404 to 2753 code for a protein of 449 amino acids. The record is from RefSeq and is a predicted model, not a curated record. NCBI's taxonomy places the organism in Eukaryota, Metazoa, Chordata, Actinopteri, Siluriformes, Pangasiidae. Gene Ontology annotation, molecular function: DNA-binding transcription factor activity; sequence-specific DNA binding.
UCUUUCUUGUUCAGAAGCGAAAGAAAGAAAAGACAUUUAAUCUAAAGUUAUCAAGCAAAGACACAACUGUGUGCUUGAAAGUCAUUCAGGAAUACUCGCUGACAAUAAAAGGAUAAUUGAAUAAUAAGGGUAUAAUAAAUAAGGAGAUAAAAGGGUAUAAUAAAUAAGGAGAUAAAAGGGUAUAAUAAAUAAGGAGAUAAUAAGGGUAUAAUAAAUAAGGAGAGAGCAGUAACGGUCUACUGCAGCAAGGUGGCGCUGUGACUCCACCCUUAGUAACGCGCUUGUCUGUUAAACAAGCAUACAUUAUACAUGGUUUUGUGAUCAUGACUGGUUUUAUGAUUAAAAUAAAAGAUGAAAUGUCAGAUCAGAGCGUGUGCAGUGGGGAGGGGUUAGUGGAGUGCAUGUGGAGGGUGUAGGGUGUGCUGGGAGAGGAAGCAGGCUGCCUCAGAGUCAGAGGCGGGCAGUGUGGCGGGCGGCCUGCGCGCGCGCUGCCUCGUUUAGCGCCUUUCCUGCAGGCUUGGCGCGUGACUUCACCAACGGCUCCGGCUUAUAGCGCGCAAUGUGAGAAGUCUGUAGUAGUGUCGAAAAACAGAGCUUGACGCACACACACACACACACACACACACACACAGGAAGACUUAACCCCAGCAGGUGUAGUACAUGCAAACGUGUAGUGUGACGGGAAUGAACCCAAACAGCUCUGAAUUAACACAACCUGCAGUGUUAACUGUGACAGUGGGUACUGGUCUCCAGCUGGACAUCGCUCUUCAUAUGUCUUGUAGCUCUUAACUCUAUCAGUGUAACUCUGCAGUGAAGUGCAUCAGUGUGCUGCAUCAUGUUAAACCCCAGGAGCUGCUCCUUUCCUUCACGAGCUUAAUUACACCUGUAAUUCUGAAAUGAUUAAACCUAUUGAUUGUCCAGCUAAUGUAUUCUUACCCAAGUAUCCCGGGCUCUUUUGUGUUUUUGUGCUUGUAUUCUGGUAAAGACACUCCCCUCGGUGUAUUUUCUCCACACUGCGAUACGCGACACUCGCGGCGCAGUGAGCCAAUCAGAGCGCGAGCGCUUUUAAAGGGCCGUGAAGAGCGCACGCGACCGUUUUAAAGUCUGACUCAGUUUCCUGCAUUGUGGACCAUGACACUUUGGACGUGCUAGUCUUGAGGUGGAUCUAAUUUCUUUCGUAGAAGAAUGGAGUGACUGAAUUUCAAGCAUCACGACUCCGGCUUUGCUGCUCGUCUCCUUCAGAGUGCAUGCACUUGUUGCGCUUCCUCCGCCUCCAUCUAACGGACUGGCACUCAUCCAUCCAGGGAAGGAGCUUCGCAACAGGUUCACAUUUUCCCCAUCACCGAGGUAGGGUCCGAAAUCCGAGACGUGUUUAAAGAAAAGGCGAUCGUGUCCCGAUCACGAUGCCCGUGUUGACGAGUCCAGAGAUCGCCAAGAAGUUCAAGGAGAAAUGGAUGCUGCUGCAUCCGGAGGAUCAGGAGGACGCGGGCGGCGCUGUGAGCUUUGAUGACAGUCUGACGAGCCUGCACUGGCUGCAGAACUUCUCCAUCGUGAGCGCGGCUCCGGACAGAGCGCCCGGGUUCGGCUGGCGACCGCAGCAGCUCGUGCACGCGCCGGGUGGCACAGAGUCUCCCUCCAGCCCUCCCGCCGGUGACACGGCCGCCUCGGGCACUGCACACACACCCGGAAAUCCCGCCGCCUCCUGCAGCAAGCUGGCCGGAGCGAGCGCCUACACGCCGAUGUACGGCCACAGCGGAGCUCAGCCGCAUGAGGAGGUCGAUUAUAAAACCAACCCGCAUGUGAAACCGCCAUACUCAUACGCCACGCUCAUCUGCAUGGCCAUGCAAGCCAGCAAGAAGACCAAAAUCACCCUGUCCGCCAUCUACAGCUGGAUCACCGAGAACUUCUGCUACUACAGACAUGCCGAGCCCAGCUGGCAGAAUUCAAUUCGCCACAACCUGUCUCUGAACAAGUGCUUUAUGAAGGUCCCCAGGCAGAAAGAUGAGCCGGGAAAGGGAGGCUUCUGGCAAAUCGAUCCCCAGUAUGCAGACAUGUUUGUGAAUGGCGUCUUCAAACGAAGGCGAAUGCCUGCCACAAAUUUCAGCACCCAGAGACAAAACAGAAUUCUGUCGUCUUGCUCCUCUUACAGCCCUCAGCGCAACCCCCAAACAGGCAUGGAUCACUACCAAGAACCUGUAGCAGGAAGCAAGCGCAAGCAGGCCUGUCCCAAACGAGGGGGCAAGCUGGGGAGAAUGUCCCAGUCUCCUCUGUUAGCGAGCGAGAUCAAAACAUCAGAUGUGCUCCGGGGAGAUUUCGACCUGGCCUCAGUGUUUGAUGAUGUCCUCAGUGGAAAUGGCAGCACGUUUGAGGACCUGGACAUCAACACUGCUUUGAGUUCCCUUGGCUGUGAGAUGGAGGUGUCCUCUCAGAACCAGCACGUGUCCACUGUGUCCAAAUGGUACAGCAACGAGGACGAGCAGGCUUGUGCAUACUUGGAAAUGAGCAGCAUGAUGGGAUGUAACAUGGAAGACUUUCAGCGCCAGCAGCAGCAGCAGCAGCAACAGCAGAUACAGACCCAUCAGCAAUAUUACGAGGGACUGGCACUGUUUUCAGACCUGCCUCAGCAGCAGCAACCCUGGGAGAUUAAAGAGGAGGCACAGGCCAUUCCUCUGUCUCUGGAUCAGGGCUACGGUCUGUGUGAAGGAUUUUUCUCUGAGAUGCCUAUGUGGGAGAGGGGAGAGGUGUUUCUCUGAACACAUGCACUGUCACUGCUGGUCUGCUGGCCUGCUGACUUUUGUUUUGCUACAUUAGCAUAAGGAAUGGUUCAAGAAAUACUGUGUAAUUAUUCUUUUUACUUGCUUUGGAUUUUUCCCUGAGAAUCUAUGCUAAAACGUUGAUAAUUAUCCUUAUUCUUUUUUUGAAGGCUUUUAAAUCAUGGUUGGAUUCAGUAACAUGCUAAUGACUACUGUGGAACAUAUCAAAGUAGUGGAAAAUUUUAUGUAGAUGAAUCAAGUUAAAUCUAUAUUAAUUUUAGUUCACUUGAUAUUUUAGAUAUGGUCAUAAUAUGAAUAUGUGAUAUUUUUACAUCUUCAAAAAAAAAAAAAAAAAAAAAAUCAGAUAAUGGAUGAGAAGGGGAUGCAACAAGCCAAAGUGCUUUGCAGAAAUAUUUUCAGAGAUUUUCAGAAAUCCAGCACAAGCACUUUGAGGCAGUGUUUAAGUUUCAUUCCUAUAUAUCAACCUUGUAAUUUAUUUGAUAAAAUGUGAGAAAAUGCAGUUACUUUCUUUUUCUUUCAUUUUUUUUACAACUCCUUUCUUUUUUUUUUUUACAUAAGCUGUUUUAAAUGCCAUUGUUCUGAUUUUUUAUUAAUUGUUAGGAGCAAUAUCAUGUUAAGGCAAGGACUGUUUUAGAUUUGUAUUUGUAUCGAGUUACCUAACAUGCAACUUGAAUCUAAUUAUAUCCUGUACUUGAAUAAAAGGAUCAACCAUCUCUACAA